Alosa sapidissima (American shad) is the source of this 2919-nucleotide messenger RNA. RefSeq names its product diacylglycerol kinase, alpha b (gene dgkab). The transcript is spliced from 24 exons. Gene Ontology annotation, molecular function: calcium ion binding; ATP-dependent diacylglycerol kinase activity. Bases 129 to 2351 code for a protein of 740 amino acids. Gene Ontology annotation, cellular component: plasma membrane. NCBI's taxonomy places the organism in Eukaryota, Metazoa, Chordata, Actinopteri, Clupeiformes, Clupeidae. Gene Ontology annotation, biological process: diacylglycerol metabolic process; lipid phosphorylation; intracellular signal transduction. The record is from RefSeq and is a predicted model, not a curated record.
AAUACUGCAGUGCCAUUCCUAGACAUGAGUGCAGUCUUUAAACCAGAGUGGAAUUUCUAACACACAUUUCAUCUCCAUUGCCUUGUCGGAUUGUAAACAAGGAGGGUAGUCAGUAGUGGACAUCCGAGAUGACGUCUUUGGCAGCGGAGUCCUGUGGGGCCGAGUUGAGUCCUGUUGAUUUCAUCCAGCUGCAGCAGUACAUGGAGUACAGCAGCAUGAGGGUGAAGGAUGUCGUGAAGGAAUUCAAUGCUGGAGGCAAGCUGGUGCAACAUAGGUCCGGAGAUCGCGUCAACAGGACUGGUUUCUCCCUCUUUCUCAAGAGCUAUCUGGAGGCAGACAACCUGCCCACCGAGCUCUGCCAACACCUCUAUCAGUAUUUCCAGGAGUCUGAGAUGUGCAAAGAAAAACAUAAAGACGGUAUAAUAUCUAGUCUAGACUUCACCACCAAGUUGCUGAAAGAUGGUGUUUGUCUCAAGUCGAUGUCGUGCUACUUUUCUGUUUUGGAGGAGGGAAAGCCCAGGGACAAACUGGAAUUUACCUUCAAACUAUAUGACAAAGAUGGCAAUGGCUAUCUGGAUAAAUCAGAAGUGGACUCAAUAAUAACCCAGAUGAUGCGUGCGGCAGAUUAUCUUGGUUGGGACGUGACAGAGCUUAGAUCGCUCCUGGAGGACACAAUGACGGCCAUAGAUGCGGAUAGCAGUGGGACGGUGACCCAGCAGGAGUGGAUCGUGGGAGGGAUGAACAACGUGCCUCUCCAAGUUCUGCUUGGCUUAAAGAUUGCGGAGCAGGACAGCCAGCACACAUGGCGGAUGAAGAACUUCACCAAGCCCACCUACUGCUGCGUGUGUGACGGGAUGCUGAUGGGCCUCCGCAAACAGGGCCUCUGCUGCAGUGUUUGCAAAUACAUGGUCCACAGUCGCUGUGCCAACAAGAACCCUGGCCCCUGUGUACGCACGUAUGUCAAGAACAAGGCUGAGAUUGGGGUUCCCAUGCAUGACUGGAUCAGGACAGAGAGCGAUGCCAGUAAAUGUGACUCCUGCCCAAAGAAGAUUAAAACUCUGACAGGAAAACGCUGUGCGUGGUGUCAUCACAAGCGCCACGAUGAGUGUGUGCCUCUGGGCUCUUCUGAGUGUGACUGUGGACCUCUGAGAGACCAUAUCCUACCCCCAUGGUGCAUCAGUCCCCUUCUCAAGGAGGAUGAGGGCCACGGCUCAUGCGCAGAGAAGCCCCUGAUGAAUAUGACAUCAGAAGGAACCCACUUACACAUCACUCCUCCACCACAGACGCAUCCUCUUCUGGUUUUUGUAAAUCCAAAAAGUGGAGGGAAACAAGGAGAGAGGGUAAUGAGGAAGAUGCAGUACUUCUUGAAUCCACGACAAGUCUUCAACCUCAACAAUGGAGGACCAAGCCCUGGGCUUCACUUCUUCCGAAACCUUCAGCAGUACAGAGUCUUGGUUUGUGGUGGUGAUGGCACAGUUGGCUGGAUCCUAGAUGCUAUUGACAAAGCAGAUCUUCCAGUGAACCCACCUGUGGCUGUUCUGCCCCUUGGCACAGGGAACGACCUCGCACGCUGUCUGCGCUGGGGAGGGGGAUAUGAUGGCUCAGACCUCAGAGAGAUCUUGAAGGAGGUGGAAGCGGGAUCUGUGGUUCCCAUGGAUCGUUGGAGUGUGCGGGUCACCCCGAACAACCCUCAGGAGGAAGGGGACCCUGUGCCCUACGAGAUUAUCAACAACUACUUCUCCAUUGGGGUGGAUGCCUCCAUUGCCCAUCGGUUCCACGCUUUGAGGGAGAAGAACCCACAGAAGUUUAAUAGCAGAGCAAAAAACAAGCUGUAUUAUUUCGAACUGGCCACAUCUGAGACCAUGUCUGCUUCUUGCAAGAAAUUGUCGGAUUAUCUUUCUAUUGAGUGUUGUGGGGUUCCACUGGACCUGAGUAGUAUGGACCUACAAGGUAUUGCUGUUCUGAACAUUCCCAGCAUGCACGGUGGCUCCAACUUGUGGGGAGAAUCGCGGAAGGACGAGGCUGAGAGUGUCACAAAUUUUCCAGACGUCAUUAUAGAUCAUGACACUCUGAAGACUAGGUCCCAAGAUAUGAGUGAUAAGCGCUUGGAGGUGGUUGGUCUGAUGAGUGCUCUGGAGAUGGGCCAGAUAUACUCUGGGCUGAAGAGCAUGGGCCGCAGACUGGCCCAGACGGCCCAGAUCACAAUCAGGACAUUAAAAGCUCUGCCCAUGCAGAUAGAUGGAGAGCCAUGGAUGCAGCCGCCAUGCACAAUUCAAAUUACCCACAAGAACCAAGCAAACAUGCUUAUGGCAUCGCCCUUCAAGUCGACGGGCUUCUUCCACCUCAAAUGAAGAAACUUGAGUGCCCUGCAGUCUCCUACCUGACUUUGCUUGAUUUUCAUCUAUAGCUUGAUUUUCAUCUAUAGCUUCAUUUUCUCCCCCUACCCCCUUCAUUUUCUCCCCCUAUGUGUUUGUCUGUGUGUCUGUCUGUCCAUCCAACUGACUUCUCAAGGCGGAAGUAUCACAUCACAUCAGUCUCUAUUUCCAUGUUCACUUAAUAACCACAGACAAACAGAUCAGCCAUGAAAUGUGACAUGGUUCAUUUCAGAUGACAAAUGUACUUUUUAAACGUAUUUGUAUUGGUUAUCAGUAACAGGUGUUCUAUUACGCCACUUUGUGUUAUAUUAUACUACUGUGUAAAGAGGGAGAAAUAUUCAAUUUCAGUUCUUCAGAUGGAUUGCAUUUAACAAUAGCUUUUGCAGUGUGGUCAUAAGUUAUUUAUUAACAUAGUCACAUAAUGAAUAUGAUAGGUUUGCUGUUUGUAUUUGUACAAUUACAUUUUUAUUCAGUUUUAUCCGGUGUAGUUCUAAUCUCCAGUUUGGAAAUGUGUUCAUCUUCAUAAUAAAUUGAUAUUAAAGUG